AAAGAAAAUUGUUGUCUGCUGAUAUCCUAAAAUAAUACGCCAGAACUUUGUUGUCGGCUGAUAUCCUAAAACAACUUAUGGAAAUCUGCUCUCUUCCAGUAGAUUGUGGAUUCGGGGGGGUAAGGCCAUAAGCUUUAUUCACAGCACAUUGAGCGGAUGUUAAGUAGGAGAAGAACUGACAAAAUGAGAGUGGUGAAAAUAAAUCUAGGGCAGGAAUGGGAUAGAUCCAGUAUUUUAGUUCAUUCCCUGUAUAGGACACUUAGUACAUUGGGUUCCCAGAUAUUGAAAUCUCCUUCUCUAGUUUCCCUUGAUCAUCCCGAUGACUGGUCUCAAUCUCAUGCUUUUAGACAUCCUGGCGGCAGUGCAUCCCCUUCUCAAAAACGUUCUGAAAAAGAGACUGCUAGAAUCAUUGACGGAAAGUCAGUUGCUGAGGAAAUUAGAUUACGAAUAGCUAUUGAAGUUAGCCGAAUGAAAGAAUCCAUUGGGAAGGUUCCUAGCUUAGGAGUGAUAUUGGUAGGAGAAAGAAGAGACUCCCUUGCGUAUGUGCGCAACAAAAUUGCGGCCUGUAAAGAAGUUGGCUUCAAAUUUUCAUUGAACCAUCUGCCUGAGAACUGCAGAGAAGAUGAAAUUUGUGAUAAGUUAUCAAGAAUGAAUGAGGAUCCUUCAGUUCACGGUAUUCUUGUUCAACUUCCUUUGCCACAGAAUUUGGACAACGAAAAGAUACUGAAUAUGCUAAGUAUAGAAAAGGAUGUGGAUGGCUUCCAUCCGCAGAACAUGGGAAACUUGGCCAUACAAGGUAAAGAACCGUUGUUCAUACCCUGUACUCCUAAAGGCUGCAUUGAGCUGCUUCUUAGGUCUGAUGUUGAAAUAAUGGGGAAGAAGGCUGUGAUGAUUGGAAGAAGCAAUAUUGUUGGAUUGCCCAUGUUUUUGCUCUUGCAGAGGCACCAUGCAACGGUUACCAUUGUCCAUGCAUUUUCGAACAAUCCAGAUGUUGUUGCCAGGGAAGCUGAUAUUUUAAUAGCUGCAGCAGGGGUACCUAAUUUAGUCCGGGGCACUUGGUUAAAGCCCGGUGCAGUUGUUGUUGAUGUUGGCACUAACCCAAUAGAGGAUGAAGAGAGUGAGCAUGGUUACAGGCUGAUUGGCGAUGUUUGCUUUGAAGAAGCAGUAAGAGUAGCUUCUGCAAUAACUCCUGUGCCCGGAGGAGUGGGUCCCAUGACAGUUGCAAUGCUGCUUUUCAACACACUUCAAGCAGCAAAACGUGCUCUUAGGUUCCCUUGAUUCAAAACUAAUUUAUAGUUUGAGUUUGUGUAGUUCUGUUUGAACCCAACUUUUUAUUGACAUAGGAAUUAAUCUUUUGCAGAUCGUUUUUGGUGUUCAAUGAAAAGUUCUUUCUUUGGGGAAAAAUGUGUGAAUCUUUAGUCAUUAGCCUCAACCACAUGUCUGACAGCUACACUUUUGGGGAGUAAAAGCACAAUACCCUAAAGGCUCGUUUGGAAGGUCACACCGAAUACCAUAGCAGCACAUCAUCCAAACACAAUUGUCUUCGGAAAAUUGUUGGCAACAC
Messenger RNA from Cuscuta europaea, 1564 nucleotides. Lineage: Eukaryota; Viridiplantae; Streptophyta; Magnoliopsida; Solanales; Convolvulaceae. The record is from the annotation of a GenBank genome assembly.